Molecule: messenger RNA, 6348 nt
Organism: Adineta ricciae
Lineage: Eukaryota; Metazoa; Rotifera; Eurotatoria; Adinetida; Adinetidae
Source: the annotation of a GenBank genome assembly
AUGGCUUUAACGAUUCUUUUAUUCAGAGUUUCUAAUCUCGAAGUGUCAAAGGCAAAACUCCCCGAUGACCUUAGCGCAUUGUCACUGUGUGCGAAAAUCACAUUUCGAGGUGCCAGUCUUUGGUCAAGUGCUGUACCAAUUGAGGACGAUGUGGCGAAUUUUCUUGUACGUGAAGAAAAACCGAGCAAAUUCGAUUUUCACUUGGCCAGUCCGCUUUUAUCUGAUGACAAGUUCCAAAUGGAGUUCUAUAUGACUACAAUGAAAAGGAAGAAAAAAAAGCUAUUGGCGGUUUUUGAAGUACUUUUGGAAUCGUUGAUCGAUCGCAAAUCGAUCGAUCUAUCGGAUGAGAAUUUAUCUGAUCCGAACAAUUAUUUAUUAGAAGCAACUUUAGAAGCGAAACUUCAUUACAUGCCACCCAAUCUCAGCAAUGAACACGCUGUCAUGUUCGAUGAAGGACAUAUGAUGGAUUGGAUGACUUCUUUCGAUGAUAAUGAGCAAGAAAACAUCCGUUCAAAACGUAACUUAAAACGACGUCGUGUAAAAUUUUCUAGUCAUACGGAUGAUACAGACACUGAUUCAGACACGGAGAAUGAUAUUCGUGAAAGUCGAAGUGUUCAUCAAAAGUUUAUAACCAUUACAGAAGAGGAGAAAUUAAAGAAUCAGUAUAAUAAUCUUGAAUUACUUGAAAAAAGUUUAGGUCGAUACGAUGGUGAUGUAUAUCAAAUGACCGAUUGGCAAAUUAUGGUACAUGUUAUUCAAGGACGAGAUUUUUCUGGAUUGGAUAUCAAUCCAUAUGUAUGUGUACAGAUUGAUGAUCAGAAACGAUAUACAGGAGUACAUCGAUGUUCGAAUUCACCUUUUUUCGGCGACUUUUUUACAUUCGAUUUUUCUUUACCGGCCACACAGAUGAUGGAGAAAGUGAUCUACUUCAAGGUUCAUCAUGCCAAAGCUUUUGUUAGUACAUUUGCAGACACAAAAGCGAAAAGUAUAUUUAAAGUUGAUGUGGCAACGGUGUACAAUGAAAAAGAUCGUGCAUUUGAACGAAAAUGGGCUCAAUUAAUCGAUCCUGACUCUAUUCAGACGAUCUGUGGUCAUUUACUACUGUCUGUUGCCAUUUCUGAACGUGGUGUUUCGUCGAAAAAUAUUCUCGGUGAAAUAACUCAAGGUGAUGACGAAUUAAAACCAUCAAAAACUUUCAUUCCCUCUGCAAUGCCACGAAAUCAAUUUCCUGUGCAACUAAAACUGACAUUCUUCACAGCCGGCGAACUACCUGAAAUGAUGACUGACUUUCUCACAGCUGUUUCGAAAAAGUUUCUUCGAUCAGACUAUUGGGAACCUGUUGAUCCGUACAUUGAGGUCACUUAUAAUGCUAUACAAGCUACGACUAAUCAUCGAAAUGGCACAUCACCUGUUUGGAGCGAAGCGCUUUAUUUAAUUGGACAAUUUCCACCAUUAGUUCGAACGAUAAAAGUUGCUUUGAAAGAUCAUGCAGCUAUUCAACAAGAUCGAGUGAUUUCAACCUUUCUUAUUGAUCUGUUCGCAAUCAGUGAAAGCAAUCCAUCCACGGGAUUUUUACCAACAUUCGGGCCAACAUGGGUAUUUCUGUAUGGAAGUCCAAGAGAAUAUAGUAUAAGUAAAGAACAUGAUGGUCUUGGUGAAGGUAUGGGUGAAGGAGUCUGUUAUAAAGGACGGUUAUUGAUGUCAAUCGAAUGUCAUCCGGUUAGUGGUGAUAAUGUAGCAAAUGUAAAUGUUCAAAAAGAAACCGGUGUGCAUUUUCCUGAUACACACUUAUUUCCUGUAAAACGAACUUUUCUUCUGUUUGGAUGCAUUUACAACGUGUCGAUGAUUGAUAAACAGUUUGGAAAUACUACAAUUUCUUUCGAAUUAAGUAUCGGAUCAAGUGGAUAUUUAAACAUAAAUCAAUUAGAUGGUUCAACAUCAGCAACCUCAUUGACACUACCAUAUCCACGUUUUCCCAUUCAAAACAAUACUCGACAUUUUUGUUUACCAAUUGAUUAUGAAAAACCGAUUCUGUUCACUAAAUACACAUUCCAUGAUUAUAGUUAUCGAAUGAUUCUAUCGAAUCGAUUAAAACGUGCAGCUGUUCAUAUAUCUCACUUGAUUCGUGAAUUUGAACUAAAUAUCAAUUCGAAAGUUUCAUCGGACGUUCUGUUAGAAAACUAUCAACAAAUGGAACAAUACAUCUAUACACUACCGUGUGGAUGCAAUGCUCAUGAUACAGUUCAUUCAACUCUUUACGAACUGUUAACCUAUCCGAAAUUAAAUCUUCGCAUGAAUAAUCUGGAUGAAAAACGACGAAAGAAAAUUCUCCAUGGUUUAGAAUCAUUGAAAACGUGGAUUACGAAAGAAGUCGACUUUAAAGAACAGAAAAUUUAUGAAACGAUCAAACAAUUACGGAAAAUCAGUCGAGCACUUCGUCAAUUGGCGAUCGAUGUUCAACCAUCAUUACCCGAUGUAUUCCUAUGGAUGAUGUGUGAUUCGAAACGAGUAGCUUAUGUGCGUAUUCCACCUGAAGAUAUUCUUUUUAGUUUAUGUCAAGGAGAAAAAGGUUUAUACAAUGGACACGUGCAAACAUUCUUCCUACGGAUACCACGUACAUCAAAUCAACCGAUUAAAUCUUCAACUAAUGCAAAAGUACAAAUCUAUCUUUCGCUUGGAAUUGAAGAUUAUGAAGCAAAUAUUUUCAAACAAUUGCCAUCGGGUUAUGAAAAACCUGUGUUACCGUUGACAAAUGACACAAAAUCAAUCCGAUAUGAUGGUUUAACAUUGAAUCUCAUUGUUCGAAUAAUUAAGAAUCGAUUUUGUAUUUUAGAAAGAUCAUUUUAUGAAUUGAGAUGCCAUUGCUAUAAAGCAAGAUCUCUAAUUGCUUCGGAUGAAACUGGUUUGUCCGAUCCUUAUUUGAGUAUAACUGCUGGAAAUGAAACACAGAUAACACCGGUUUUGAAAGAAUCUUUAUGUCCGCAAUGGAAUGUCACAUUAGUCUUUCGAAAUUUAAUACAUUAUGGAAGUCGAGAAACAGCAGAAGAAAUCGUCGGAAAUGUUGUAGUAGAAUGCUACGAUUAUGACGAAGCUAAUGAUGGACCUGAUUUGAUUGGACGAUUUUCUACAACAGCAAAGUUUGAUUCAGCGAACGAUGAUAAGUCAUCAUCGAAUUGUCCAUUUCAAUGGUAUGAAUUUAAAUAUGACGAAAAACGAGCCGGUGAACUUCUAGCUCUCUUCGAACUGAUUGAAAUCAAUCCAGAUCAUGAGCAGAAACAGUCACUUGAUGAAAUUGCUGUUACUCCCGAGCAUUUUCCACCUAACAUUUACAUAACAAAAGUACUGAAGAAUAAGAUCUAUCAUAUACCACAUAUACUUAUGCCGGACGUGAAACCUUAUGAAAUUGAAGUGAUGUUUUGGGGUCUACGUGAAUGUCGUUCGAUUAAUUUCCUACCAAUUCAGCAAGCAGAAGUCUCGAUCGAAUGUGCCGGCGCCCGGAUAACAAAAACCAUUAAAGAUGUGCAAAAAAAUCCAAAUUUCCAGUUAACAGGUUCUGAUACUGAUAAAUAUAGACUAAUCGUGGAUCUACCAAAAGACAAUAAUUUCUGGCCACAUUUAAGUAUUCAUUGUGUACAACACCGAUUGUUCGGAAUGAAAGAAAUCGUUGGAAAUCUCGUCGUCACUGAUUUACAGAAAUAUUUAGAAACACCGAAGAAUUAUCUUCGAUUCAAAAGCGAAGAGUUCGGUGAGCCGUCUUCGAAUAGAAUCUGGUAUGAUUUCAAUCGCGUUCGUAAAUCAGUAAUCGAUGCAUAUGAAGCUGCUAUCGCUGGUAAUGAUCGAGGCGUUGCGAACAGACAACUCUCAGUUUUCGAAAAAGAAGCUGGCCUGGAGAAAGUUAUAAGCGAUAAUCAAGAAGGGUUCAAACAUACUGAGGGCGAUAAUGAUGAUACUUCUAGCGAGGAGAGAAAGUUUUCAGCAGCUAACACGAUCGAUGAUACUCAUCGCGAACUAACAAGUUCUGAUAGAUUUAAACGAAAUGAAUUAGAAAAGACAGCGACAUGGUGGAGUAAAUAUUAUGCAUCAAAAGCCAAACUCAGAUUACAACAAAAGCCAAAAAUAGAUCCUGAAGAAGAACUUCAGAAUAGUAAUGGUAUCUAUGCCGACUUCUUUGACGAAGAAUCCAAGACUGUAGUCAAACAUCAUUGGUCACUGUGGACUAAAGCUAAACAAGCAUUCAUCCGUGCUAGAAAAGCUCGAAAAUGUUUACAGACGCGAGCAGUGCAUGGUCUUACCUAUCUCAGUGACAAAUCCAAAGCGAAGUCGGUUUUUGACGAAAGUUUAGACAUUAUCGAAACAGAUCGAUUGAAAGAAUUAACCUUAUUGCAAACAUUUGAAAUUCUGGAAACUGAACUGGAAAAUAUUGAUCUUUACGAAGGCUUUAGUGAUUGUCUUGAUAAGUUUCCAUUAUACAAAGGAAAAGGUACAAGUCGUUCCGAUGAGAUUGGUGAUGAAAAACGUGUUUACGCGAAGUUUAAAGGUAAAUUUCGUAUACGUGAGCUAACAGGCGAAAACUCACGUCGUGGUGCAGUAUUGAAUCUCGAUCGAAAUCAUCGAUCAUCUGUUAAUCCAGCUUUAUUCAAUGCUCAAAUUGAAUCCAUGGUUGAUCGAAGUUCGACUUCUGAUAUUCGAACGAAUCAACAAAUGCUUCGUUUCGACCUAAACCGAAAUCCUAUUACAUUAAAAUGUCGAUUAUACAUUAUCAAAGCAUUGUUAUUUCGUGCUUGGGAUCGAUCGGGUAAGGCAGAUCCAUACAUAAAAGUUUUGUUGAAUGAAGAAACCAUUAUUGACGACGUCAAAUCGAGACUUUCGAAUACUCUUGAACCGGUUUUUGGAAAAUCGUAUGAAUUUGAUGUAACCAUUCCUCAUCAGUCUCUAUUGCGUAUUCAAGUCUGGGAUUGGGAUUUAGCAAAUGUGAAUGAUAAAAUUGCUGAAACAAGAAUUGAUAUUGAAAAUCGUUGGUUUUCAUGUCAUCGAGCAACAUGUGGAUUAGCAAAAAGAUACGACAGUGCUGGCUACAAUGCUUGGCGUGAUACGAAAAAACCGACAAUUAUUUUGGAAGAUCUAUGUCGAACGGCAAAUUUGAAUCUUCCUGUUUAUGCCGAAAACUUCUAUGCAGUAACGAUCGAUAACAUACGUUUCGAUUGUGAUUCGGAAUGCAUCGAAUUUGUGACAAAUAGAUCGUUAGUCGACAUGGCGCAUCGUAAAGUUCAUCAUGAAUCACCAGAAGAAUAUAUUCGGCAGAAUACAGCAUUAGGAGCGCUUCAUAGUUGGGCAGGAAAAAUCAAUUCUAAAUGUGCUCUAGUUUCUGAGCACAUUGAAUGCCGAUCAUUGUUCGAUCCAAGUUGUCCUGACGUUGAACAAGGCAAAGUAGAAAUGUGGUUAGAUUUCUUUCCGAUGUCUCGUCAACCAUCAGGUACACCAGUGGAUAUUACACCACCGAAACCAACAUCAUAUCAAUUACGUUUAACAAUCUGGAACACGACCGACGUCGAAUUAAAUGAUGAAAAUUUUGUCACUGGAGAGAAAACGUCUGAUAUCUAUGUGAAAGCAUGGAUCCUAGGAGAGAAAGAAGAUGGUCAACAGACUGAUGUUCACUAUCGAUCAUUAACUGGUGAAGGCAAUUUUAAUUGGCGAUUGCUUUUUAAUUUUGAUUAUAUUGACAUCGAAGAGAAGAUCGUUUACGAGAAGAAAGAUUCUGUUUUUCAAAUUGGAUCAACAGUGAAGAAGAUUCCACCAAGGAUUGUUCUUCGAGUUUAUGAUGCUGAUCUGCUCUCCGCCGAUGAUUUCUUGGGUGAAUGCAUUCUUAAUUUAACACAUUUACCAGUCGGUGCAAAGUCGUCGAGUAAAUGUCGAGCAGAUAUGUUGUUGAACUCGAAACAUCGAGCGUUGAAUUUAUUUGUCAACAAACGUACUACGGGCUGGUGGCCAAUGAUUGCACCUAUAAAAACGGGAGAAAUUCGCGAUGUAACCCUACUAGGAGGUAAAGUUGAGGCUGAACUGUAUCUUGUUACUGCUGAAGAAGCUGAACAAAAUCCUGUAGGUAAAGGACGUGAAGGACCACAGCCACUGGAUGAACCAAAUCGUCCAAAGAAUUCCUUUCUAUGGUUUACAUCUCCUUGGAAAACAUUUCGAUAUGUUAUAUGGCGUAAUUUUAAAUGGUCAAUUAUUCUCGGGAUCAUCAUAUUCUUAAUCGUACUAUUUCUUUUACUUGCCCUAUGGACUUUACCUGGUGAACUUGUCCGACAAAUAACUAAUAAUAUAUUUAAAACUACUCGAUCAACAGUCUAA